CAGGGAAGAGUUCCGCGGGAGAGCCCCAACAAGCGGGCCGAGUAGCAUUGCCGAGGUCGAGGCGGCCCCUUCUUAACCUUCGGAAGGCAAGUCAUUACACUUCACUCCGUACUGGGGACGCAGGUCGUCUACUUAAAUCGAGUAUCGUCAUCUGCCAGAGAUUCGGAGUCCUUUUACUUUCUUACUCUCCCCUUUCACCUCCUCUGACUCCAUCUUCUCAAUUUCCCGCAACCAUGCAGCCAUCCAUGCUCCGCACGGCCUCGCGCCACCUUCAAUCGGCAACCCGCCGCUGCCAGACUCCCACGUCGGCGCGGGGGUUUGCGACUGCGUUCAAUUGGGAAGAUCCGUUAGCGGCGUCGGAACUGUACACAGCAGAGGAAUUGGCGAUUCAGGACACGGCCAGACAAUACUGCCAGGAACGCCUGCUCCCGCGCGUCCUCGAUGCCUACCGCCACGAAAACUACGACCGCAAGAUCUUGGAGGAGAUGGGCGAAUUGGGUCUGCUGGGCGCCAGCAUCGAGGGGUACGGCUGCGCCGGAGCCAGCACCGUCGCGUCCGGGUUGAUCACCAAGGAAGUCGAGCGCGUCGACUCGGGCUAUCGAUCGGGGAUGUCGGUGCAGAGCUCGCUGGCGAUGACGGCCAUCCAUGAUUUCGGCACGCAGGAGCUCAAGGAUCGUCUGCUGCCUGGGUUGGCCAAGGGCAAGCUGGCGGGCUGCUUCGGGCUGACUGAACCCAAUCACGGCUCGGACCCGGGGUCUAUGGAGACGGUUGCGCGCGAACAUCCCACGAAGAAGGGCGUCUAUCUCCUGUCCGGCUCCAAGACCUGGAUCACCAACUCCCCUAUCUCGGACGUCCUGAUCAUCUGGGCCAAGCUGGAGUCUACGGGUAAGAUCCGCGGUUUCGUCGUCGAGCGGGACCAGUGCCCUGCGGGGACAUUGGAAACGCCCGCGAUCAAGAACAAGUCUGCCCUGCGCGCCUCCAUCACGGGGAUGAUCCAAUUGGACGACUGCCCGGUGCCUGCGGAGAACAUGUUCCCCGAGGUGCAGGGGCUGACGGGUCCGUUCACCUGUCUGAACAGCGCGCGGCUGGGCAUCGCCUUCGGGGCCAUGGGCGCCCUCGAGGACUGUCUCAGCCGGGCGCGAACCUACGCGCUCGAACGGAAGCAGUUCAAGGGAAACCCGCUGGCCAAGUACCAGCUGAUCCAGAAGAAGCUGGCCGACGCCGCCACGGACGCAGCGUACGGAACCCUGGCCGCCACGCAGGUCGCGCGUCUCAAAGACGAGGGCAAAUCGACGCCGGAGAUGAUCUCGAUGGUCAAGCGACAGAACUGUGAUCGGGCGCUAGCGAAUUCCCGCAUCCUGCAGGAGAUCUUCGGCGGGAAUGCAACCUCCGACGAGUACGGGAUUGCGCGACAUGCAGCGAAUUUGUUUGUUGUGCAAACGUACGAGGGCCAGAGCGAUAUUCACGGUAUGUACCUUCUGAUCCAUGUCUAGUUGGUGGCUGUGAUGGCUGAUGAUUGGUGUAGCGUUGAUCCUGGGACGCGCCAUUACUGGGGUCCAGGCGUUUGUCUAAAAAUAUCCAAGUUGGUGGUAGAUUGUACAUAGAAUUGAAUA
Messenger RNA from Aspergillus melleus, 1613 nucleotides. RefSeq lists its product as uncharacterized. The record is from RefSeq and is a predicted model, not a curated record. Lineage: Eukaryota; Fungi; Ascomycota; Eurotiomycetes; Eurotiales; Aspergillaceae. Gene Ontology annotation, cellular component: mitochondrial inner membrane. Gene Ontology annotation, molecular function: glutaryl-CoA dehydrogenase activity; fatty-acyl-CoA binding; flavin adenine dinucleotide binding. The transcript is spliced from 3 exons. The coding region runs from base 234 to 1493 and encodes 419 amino acids. Gene Ontology annotation, biological process: fatty acid beta-oxidation using acyl-CoA dehydrogenase; fatty-acyl-CoA biosynthetic process.